Messenger RNA from Lactuca virosa, 297 nucleotides. The record is from the annotation of a GenBank genome assembly. NCBI's taxonomy places the organism in Eukaryota, Viridiplantae, Streptophyta, Magnoliopsida, Asterales, Asteraceae.
AUGGUCGAACCAAGUCGAACCAUGGCUGACGAUCCUUCCCACCGCCUCUGUUAUCAAAUAUCUUCCCAUUCCGUUUAUUCAGAAGUUUCUUCCGCUCAAACUUUUUGUGUGCUUUACCCACUCGACACUUCCGAUCGAAUAUUGAUCGUCUGUGACACCGGUCAUCGGCGCCGCCCUAGGCGGGAACCACCUCAUUCGGCUUCCGAUCUCCACCGCCGCCAGCUCUCUGAUCAGUCUUCUCUCUUACUCACUUCACCAUCUCUCCACCAAUUUUCACCACCAACAUCGUUCGAUUGA